AUGUCCACUGCGCUCUCCCCUAUACGCUUUUCGCCCGUGCCUUCUUUGUCCAUUCGUCGAUAUAUCCAUUCUCCCCAAGCACCUGGCGGUUUCAAACAUUCCUCUUCCGAGUUUAAGUACCAUCCUGGUCACCGAGGCUUCUUAAGACCCCCUCGCACUAGCAUCCCACCUUCCAUUGCUGUCAGCCUCCUCUGA
Messenger RNA from Serpula lacrymans var. lacrymans S7.9, 195 nucleotides. RefSeq lists its product as uncharacterized. The transcript has 2 exons. The record is from RefSeq and is a predicted model, not a curated record. NCBI's taxonomy places the organism in Eukaryota, Fungi, Basidiomycota, Agaricomycetes, Boletales, Serpulaceae. The coding region runs from base 1 to 195 and encodes 64 amino acids.